Hippopotamus amphibius kiboko is the source of this 420-nucleotide messenger RNA. Its product is annotated as spleen trypsin inhibitor I-like. Gene Ontology annotation, molecular function: serine-type endopeptidase inhibitor activity. The record is from RefSeq and is a predicted model, not a curated record. NCBI's taxonomy places the organism in Eukaryota, Metazoa, Chordata, Mammalia, Artiodactyla, Hippopotamidae. The transcript has 3 exons. The coding region runs from base 1 to 420 and encodes 139 amino acids.
AUGAGCCGGCUCUGCCUCUCUGUAGCCCUUCUCAUCCUCCUCGGCACCCUGGUGGCCACCACCUCGGGGAAUGAAAAGAGCAACCAGGUCCAGGCCCAGCGCCCUGCCUUCUGCCUGGAGCGUCCCUACACGGGUCCCUGCAGGGCCAUGUUCAAGAGGUACUUCUACAAUGCCAAGUCCGGGCUCUGUGAGACCUUUACUUACGGCGGGUGUAGACAUAAGCAGAACAACUUCCCGAAUGAGAAGGAGUGCAUCAGCACCUGUGGUGGCCAUGAGGCCAACGGCCCCAGGAGGAAGGUGGGGAGGGAGGAGUGGACAAGGGUCCAGCUGCAGCUGGUGGAGCUGCACCCGGCCUGGAAGCAGCUUAGGUUCCUGGUUCCCACUGGGGCCAGAGUGACACCUGAUCCUGGGGGAUUGUGA